UCUCGCUUCCCCCCGUUUGUAGACCACCCGUUCCACCUCUGUUUCCCGGAUCCCGUCGCCACCGGCCAACGAGAACGAACCAAAUGGCGCAGAGCGGCCCCCUUGGCAAGAUCAAGUGCAUGCUCAAGCGAUGGCCCUCCCUCGGCCGCCUCGCUCCCGGCGGUGGCGACGGUAGCGCCGCCCCCUCCGCCGCCUUGGAGGGCGGCGAGUGGCGGCCGUCCUCAUUCCACGGGGACAGGUCCCCACUCGGCCUCCACCCGGUCUACGUUGGCAAAUCACGGCGGCGAUACCUAAUCAGUUCCAACAUCGCCGGCCACCCUCUCUUCCAGCUGCUCGUCCAGCGAUCAGGUGGGUCCGAAGAAGGUGGCGCCGCCACCUUUGUCGAGUGCGAGGUGGUGCUCUUCGAGCACCUUAUCUGGAUGCUCGAGAACGCUGACCCCCAGCCUGAGUCCUUCGACGAGCUUGCCGAGUUUUACGCUUGCUAGAUACCAAGCAUUGCUCACCGGCGGAGCACCGGAUCGCCAUGUACAUGCAUGCAUGCAUAUUGUAAUUUUUUGUGCAAUUAUUGGAGAGGCGGUACUGCACGGCAUUCGUUGGGUGUGAAAAGAAAUGAUGAGGCCUCCUUGGUUUGUCAAAAAACGUAUAUCACUCAAGAACAUUGUGUAAUUUGUUAUAUUGAGAAGGAUGUUGUUUCCGUGUUCCCACAUGUUUGAUUAUCCUCUGGUAUCAGAGUGUUCUGAAAGGAUAAGCUUGUAUGUAUGUAUGUAUGUAUGUAUGUAUGUAUAUUUGUUUA
This is a messenger RNA of Elaeis guineensis (African oil palm), 793 nucleotides long. Its product is annotated as auxin-responsive protein SAUR76. The record is from RefSeq and is a predicted model, not a curated record. Lineage: Eukaryota; Viridiplantae; Streptophyta; Magnoliopsida; Arecales; Arecaceae. Gene Ontology annotation, biological process: response to auxin.